CGGAAUGGACAGGUGGUUGGGCAGGGUGGCCGUCGUGAGCGGCGCCAGUUCGGGAAUCGGCCGUGCCAUUACAAAGAAAUUGGCCCUCAGAGGACUGCGCGUGGUCGGAGUGUCCAGACGACCGCACAGGGUCCAGAGUUUGAGUACAGAGCUGAAAUCCAAAGGGGCUUCCGGCGAGGUUUUCUCGAUUCAUGGCGAUGUGACCAAGGAGGACGACAUUUCCAAAAUCGUAAAGUGGACCAAGUCCUCGCUGGGCAGCGUCGACGUCUUGGUCAACAACGCCGGAGUUUUCUACCAAUCGCCUCUUCGAACUCUGAGCACUGAGAAAAUUCGGCACCUAUUUGACGUGAACGUGGUCAGUCUGAGUGUUUUUACACGGCAGGUUUUGAACGAAAUGAUGGUUAACGGAAUUGACGAUGGACAUAUCAUUAACAUGAAUGGCAUUGCCGGGAAUCGCAUUUUGGACUUCCAGUCAGGAAUCCACAUGUACUCGGCCACUAAGCAUGCGGUCAGGGUGUUAUCCGAGGGUCUCAGGAGGGAACUCAGAGAUGCUGGUUCCAACAUCAGAAUCACUGCCAUAAAUCCGGGAGUUGUACGCACGGAUUUGUAUGAGGCCUGCGGGAUGACGCCCGAGCAAGUGGCGAAAAUGUUUGCCGAGCACCAGGCAAUUGAGCCAGAGGAUGUGGCUGACGCUGUUGAAUACGCACUUUCUGUGCCACCGCACGUUCAGAUUCAUGACGUGACUGUGCAGCCAGUGGGACAAAAACCGUGAAAAAUAUAAUAAUAAUAAUAAUAAUAAAGUAACGUUUAGUAUAAUUAUUGAUAAUUAUAUUGGUAGCAUGGGACUUAGGACUUAGUUAUAAAAAAAUGUAUUAAAAUGAUAGGAGAAAUAAUAUUAUUAUUUACGAAGUUUCUAUAGUUCAAUUUAUUUGCAGCUUAUUAAAUUUUGUAGAAUAUAUAAAUAUAAUUUGAAUUAAUUAUAAAGUAAAAUUCCCUUGUAAUU
Molecule: messenger RNA, 1003 nt
Organism: Neocloeon triangulifer
Lineage: Eukaryota; Metazoa; Arthropoda; Insecta; Ephemeroptera; Baetidae
Product: farnesol dehydrogenase-like
Exons: 6
Coding region: 5-772 (255 amino acids)
Source: RefSeq, a predicted model, not a curated record